This is a messenger RNA of Penicillium daleae, 1035 nucleotides long. RefSeq names its product MBL fold metallo-hydrolase. The record is from RefSeq and is a predicted model, not a curated record. The transcript is spliced from 4 exons. The coding region runs from base 1 to 1035 and encodes 344 amino acids. NCBI's taxonomy places the organism in Eukaryota, Fungi, Ascomycota, Eurotiomycetes, Eurotiales, Aspergillaceae. Gene Ontology annotation, molecular function: transferase activity.
AUGAACACCCUCAAUCUCCAAGAAAUAGACUCUCUCGAGGCCACCAUCAUCAUCGAUAAUGAACUCGACCCCUUAUCCCCGCCGGCCCCCAAUACCGUCCAGAUAGCUGGGAAUCUCGGUACAAUCGGGAUGAACUCAAAGCAUAAGCUCACCGAUCGUGGGGGUGCUUGCAAAGAAAUGCGCAUGGAGGAUAUUUGCUGCUCGGCACAUGGAUUGUCGAUUCUAGUGACCGCGACCAAAGGAGACCAAAAGCAUGCUGUGCUGUUCGAUGCGGGCCCGGAAGAAGAGGCGUGGGAAAGGAAUGUGAAGCGAUUGCGGCCGGAUAUUGCUUCGGUCGAGGUGAUUCAAUUAUCGCAUUGGCAUCGGGAUCACUCAGGUGGUCUUUGCCGGGCUAUUCGAAUGAUCAAAGACGCUAAACAGAGUCAUGGCCGCUCGGAUGACCUGAUCGUGGACCUACACCCAGAUCGACCGGUCUACCGGGGUAUCGCUCUGCCUGAAAACAUCAUAUCUCUCGAGGCAGAUCCUACCUUUGACGAGCUAACUGAUGCCGGCGCUGUCGUGAGCAAGUCAAACCAGGCACACACAGUCCUAGACGACAUGUUCUUGAUCUCUGGGGAAAUUCCACGACUCACGCCAUACGAGACGGGCCUGAAAAACGCAGUGCGAUACGAUCCAGAGGAAAACGAUUGGUUUUCAGAUGAACUCAUCGCCGACGAACGCUUCCUCGCCUGUAACAUUAAAGGAAAAGGAAUAGUCGUCUUCACUGGCUGCAGCCAUGCCGGCGUCGUCAACACCACAAAAAACGCACUCGACCUCAUCGGCAACGAUGUACCCCUUCACGCCGUAGUUGGCGGCUUCCAUCUCGCUAUGAGCGAAGACGCACAGGUCCAGAGUACAGUAGCAGACCUGAAACGUCUUGAUCCCGCCGUACUCAUGCCAGGUCACUGCUCAGGUUGGCGGGCCAAGUUCGCCAUUGAGAAACACAUGCCCGGUACUCUUGUUCCGUGUACUGUGGGCAUCAAGAUCACCUUUUAG